AUGGUUCUGAAUGAAUCCCCAUUACGCGGGAACCGGUGCUCUCUCUCUCCAAAAUUGCCACAAGAGCGACAUCCGAACAGGCCGCACCCUGCUGCGUUCGCUUCAGAAAAUCCCUCUAAUACCGCACGAUUCCCGAAUGACUGUACCAUCGUACACUCCGUUGACGGACACGGCGAUACCUUAGUGGUGGAGGACAUAUCUGCCCAUGACGCCGGAUACGAUGGGGAUAUAGAAAUAGUUGCGCCCUGUGAAUAUGAAGAAGCUGAAUCAAGACCUUCGACGCCUCAACAAGCCAUACACCGGUCAAGGAACGAUGUUGGAACCGAUGAUAUUGCAAAGACAGGGCUUAUUGAUGCAAUGAGAGCAUUGGAUUGUGAUUCAGAUAUAACAGACUAUGGGUACCGCAGAUUACGUAUAAGAGGGCGGAAAAGAAAAGGAGGCGAUUUCUUCAGCGGGCAAUCGACAAUUGAUUGCUCUUCAGACGCUGAAUCUAUAGAAAUCGUCGACCUUGAACAUUAUGGGAAGGUAUUUACGCCGGCCACGUCGGCCAAACCACGCAAGAGAAGACGGAGACGUGGAUACACGGGCGAUCCCCCUGAUUCACAGAAUGCUGAAAUGUCAAGCGUUGACGGGGAUUUUCCUACGCAUGUCCCAUAUGGAAUUAACUUGAAUGGGGAUACCUUUCCAUCACAGGAAGAUGAGAUGGAUAUUGGAUAG
This is a messenger RNA of Blastomyces dermatitidis ER-3, 717 nucleotides long. RefSeq lists its product as uncharacterized. NCBI's taxonomy places the organism in Eukaryota, Fungi, Ascomycota, Eurotiomycetes, Onygenales, Ajellomycetaceae. The record is from RefSeq and is a predicted model, not a curated record. The transcript has a single exon. The coding region runs from base 1 to 717 and encodes 238 amino acids.